GUAAAACCUGAUUCUGAGGAAUCAUUUGAAAUCUUCAAGUUCAGAUUUCAUAGAAAUCCUCAAUGGACAAUGGAACUUACUGAUGCAGAGAAAAAGGCCCUCUUUGACAGUCAUGUUGAUGAAAUUAACCCACAUAUGCUGGAUGAAACUGAA
Messenger RNA from Candidula unifasciata, 153 nucleotides. The record is from the annotation of a GenBank genome assembly. Lineage: Eukaryota; Metazoa; Mollusca; Gastropoda; Stylommatophora; Geomitridae.